Molecule: messenger RNA, 1284 nt
Organism: Talaromyces rugulosus
Lineage: Eukaryota; Fungi; Ascomycota; Eurotiomycetes; Eurotiales; Trichocomaceae
Exons: 3
Coding region: 1-1284 (427 amino acids)
Biological process (GO): mating projection tip cell wall disassembly
Molecular function (GO): glucan endo-1,3-alpha-glucosidase activity
Source: RefSeq, a predicted model, not a curated record
AUGGUCUUUCUCUUUUUAGUCUACGUCAUGUUGAUGCUAAAUGCGGCCGCAGCUGCAACGCCUAAAUACGUAUUUGCGCAUUAUAUUACCGGAAACGCGGCCCAUAUAACACAGGAUCAACUAGAGUCAGAUAUGAAAAUCGCCAAACAUGCAUUCAUUGAUGGCUUUGCCCUAAACAUUGCUCAACAAGAUCAAAACACCGACUUUGUACUACAGAAAGCCUAUGCAGCCGCUGAAAAAGUCGGUGAUUUUUCUCUUUUCCUGUCCUUUGACUAUCUAUCUGGUGGGCCGUGGCCGGUGGAUAGGGUGGUUGACACCAUCAACCGCUAUAAACCCCAUCCAGCUCAGUUUUAUUAUAACAAAAAACCUCUUGUGUCGACAUUUGAAGGUGUGGGGAAUACCAAUGACUGGACAGAGAUUAGAAACAAGACCGACUGCUUUGCGAUGCCGGACUGGACGAGCCUAGGGCCCGAGUCCUUUACCAAUGUCCGAGACAAGGUUGACGGCUUUUUCAGCUGGGAUGCUUGGCCAUUUGGGACAGAAAAUAAGAGCACGGAAGGUGAUGAGGCAUGGGCCAACGCGACUGGUGGCAAGCCGUAUAUGAUGCCUGUUUCGCCAUGGUUUUAUACAAAUUUGCCCCAGUGGAACAAGAACUGGCUCUGGAAAGGUGCGCAUCUGUGGACACAACGCUGGGAAGAUAUCUAUUACUUUCAGCCGGACCUUGUCCAGAUUAUUUCGUGGAACGACUACGGCGAAUCCCACUACAUUGGCCCUGUCCAUGAAGACGGCAUUCCGCAAGGAGCGUCACGAUACGUCCAGGACAAUCCCCACGAUGCAUGGCGUGCCUUGUUACCGUAUUUUAUUGCAUCCUACAAAACCGCAAACAGAUCCAGGAUCCGAGUAGUGAGGGAUACACUAGUAUUUUGGUACCGCCCCAAUCCAAACGAUUCUGGGAGUGAUGGUGGCACUACCGGCAACAGUCCGCAACAUGGCCAGCCGGCAAUGGAUCCACGCCUUCUUGCCGAGGACAAGAUUUACAUCGCAGUCCUGGUGAAAGAGCCCAGUUUCAUUUUGGCGCAAAUCGGCGAUGGGCCGAUAGUCUCCCUAGAGGCUCAGCACUCUGGAAUAAACAGUUUCGAGGUGCCGUUUGAUGGACAGCUGGGGAAUACCACAUUUGCAAUCGUGAGGGAUGACAAGGAGGUGGCAUACGCAACGGGUCCGCCGAUUACCAAGGAGUGUGUGGAUGGAACGAUCAACUGGAACGCAGUUGUUGGGUCGAGCUAG